UCAUGUUCAGAAAGGAGAACCAUCCACCUGAGAUUUAAAGCCAAGAGACGUAGCUUGACCGAGCUUGACCGAACGCCUCCGAUGCUGAUUGGACUAAGCUAGCGACGCCAAGACGCUGAAGGAAACAGAAGUCACCUGACUGUCAAAAAAGAAAGUGAAACCAACUUUGAUCUCCUUCAGAACAGCGUCCAUUUUGAGCCGCAGGAUGGAAAUAACUCGUUGACUCGUUAACAGAGGUAAAUGUUGUUUCUCCGGGUCCCUCCGUGUCUCUCUCGGCUCUCUGGAGCUGUACUGACAGAUGAGAGGGUUUCAAGACACAAAGCGUCUUCUGUUUCUGGAAAGACGGACGUUUUUCAUGAUCCAACACCAGAUACUUCACACACGGUGAUUAAUGUAGGAAGAAAUAUUCCAAAUUAUGCAACAAAUUUAUUUGUAAAGUGGAAACAAACCCGCUCCGCGUUUUUCUAAGAAUAUUUUGCUGUUUAAACCAGAAUGCGGGUUCAUUUUUCACAAGUAGCAGGAAGAGAAGAGAAGCUCUGAAGAUCGAGUGAAUUAAAUCAAGUCUCCCUCAGAGUUGAAGGCCAGAAGAUGGAAGAUCUGGAUCUGAAAAAGGACAGAGCAGAACCUCCAGGACCCACCAGUCCAUCUAUGAGGAGUGAUUGGUCCAAAGAUUGUCCUCCAGACUUCAGUAAUGAACCUGGACCCUCAGACAGAAAGAGACGCUUUGGUGAGGAGGAGUCUCCAUCCUGCUGUGGUUUGUCUCAGAAUGUUCUGAUGGAUUUGGUCUUGACCAGCUGCCCCCAGUAUGGGAAACAACCCAGAACAGGAUCUGGACCUCUGACAGCCAAUCAGAGCAGCUGUGCUCCAGAUAUUGUUGCUCAGUAUCAGCCUGACCUUAAAGACUUUAUGAAGAUGAAGUUCCAGAGUCUCUCUGAAGGCGUCGCUGAACAUGGAAAUAAAACCGUUCUGAACCAGAUCUACACAGAGCUCCACAUCACAGAGGGGUUAACUAGAGAGGUCAACCAGGAACAUGAGGUCAGACAGAUUGAAACAGCAUCCAGGAAACAAGAAACAAUCAGAAGAGAAGACAUCUUUAAAACCCCACCUGGAAGAGAUCAACCAAUCAGAACAGUGAUGACCAUGGGAGUGGCUGGCAUUGGGAAAACACUGUUAACACAGAAGUUCACUCUGGACUGGGCUGAAGGCAAAACCAACCAGAACAUUGAUUUCAUAUUUCCAUUCACUUUCAGAGAGCUGAAUAUGUUGAAAGAAGAAAAGUUCAGUUUAUUAGAACUGAUUCAUAAAUUCUUCACUAAAACCAAAGAAAUCAGCAGCUUUGAAACGUUUCAGGUUCUGUUCAUCUUUGAUGGUCUGGAUGAAAGUCGACUUGAUCUGAAUUUCAACACCAACGAGAUCCUGACUGAUGUUACAGAGUCCAGAUCACUGGAUGUUCUGCUGACAAACAUCAUCAGGGGGAAACUGUUUCCUUCUGCUCUCCUCUGGAUAACCACACGACCUGCAGCAGCCAAUCAGAUCCCUGCUCAGUGUGUUGGCAUGGUAACAGAGGUCAGAGGGUUCACUGACCCCCAGAAGGAGGAAUACUUCAGGAAGAGAUUCAGAGAUGAUGAAGAGAAGGCCAACAGGAUCAUCUCCCACAUCCAGAAAUCAAAAACUCUCCACAUCAUGUGUCACAUCCCAGUUUUCUGCUGGAUCACUGCUAAAGUUCUGGAGAAUCUGAUGGAGACCAGAGAGGGAGGAGAUCUGCCCAAGACCCUGACUGAGAUGUACAUAGAGUUCCUGGAGGUUCAACUCACAAUCAAGAAGGAAAAGUUUGAUAGAGGAAAAAAGACAAAAUCUAUCUGGAGUCGAGAGAACAGUAAGCUGAUUGUGUCUCUAGGAAGACUGGCUUUUGAUCAGCUGCUGAAGGGAAACCUGAUCUUCUAUGACAAAGACCUCAAUCAGUGUGACAUCAACAUCAAAGAUGCUGCGUUGUUCUCAGGAGUGUUCACUGAAAUGUUUAAAACAGAGAGAGGAGUGAACAACAUCUCCGUCUACUCCUUUGUUCAUCUGAGCAUCCAGGAGUUUCUGGCUGCAGUCUACAUGCUCCACUGUUUCACCAGCAGGAAGUCAGAGGUGAUCCAGACGUUUCUGGGAGAAAAAUACAAUGAAACAUCUCUAGAUGAGUUUAUGAAGAAAGUCAUGAAGAAAUCCCUCAGCAGUGAAAAUGGCCACCUGGACCUGUUUGUCCGCUUCCUUCAUGGUCUCACUGUGGAGUCCAACCAGAACCUCUUAGAAGAUCUGCUGGGUCAGAGAGAGAACAGUCCAGAAACCAUCCAGAGAAUCAUCACCAACCUGAAGGAGAUGAACACUGAUAGAAUCUCUCCUGACAGAAGAAUCAACAUCUUCUACUGUCUGAUGGAGAUGAACGAUCUCUCAUUUUAUCAGGAGAUCCAACGGCUGCUGGAUUCAGGGAAGGAGCUCUCAGAUACUGACUGUUCAGCUCUGGCCUUCAUGCUGCAGAUGUCAGAGGUUCUGGAUGAGUUGGACCUGGAGAAGUACAAAACAUCAGAAUCAGGACGACUGAGACUGGUUCCAGCUGUGAGGAACUGCAGAAAGGCUCGACUUGGUGGCUGUUUGCUCCGAAAGGAUGAAUGUGAAAUUGUGGCCUCAGCGCUGAAGUCCAACCCAGAUCUGACUGAACUGGAAAUAAAUCAGAUCUUCAUAAAUGGAGGAAAAGAAUCUGAUCUGAAGUCUGUGGUUGAGAUCCUGGAGAGUUCAGUCAGUAAAGUGAAGAAACUGAGAUUGUUGGGCUGCAGUUUUUCAGAGACCAGCUGGACUUCUCUGUUCUCAGCUCUGAAGUCCAAACCGACCCAUCUGACAGAACUGGACCUGGACAGAACCAACCUGGAAGGUUCUGGAAUGAAGGAGUUCUGUGAUUUUCUACAGACUGAAGGCUGCAGACUGGAGAAAUUGAGAUUGAAUCGCUGCAGGUUGUCAAAGAUCAGCUGUGAUUAUUUGGCUUCAGCUCUGAAGUCCAAACGGAUCCAUCUGAAAAAACUGGACCUGGGAUACAACAACCUGAAGGGUUCAGAUGUUCAGCAGCUGAAGGAUCUUGUAGAUCAUCUAAAGUGGAGGACAAAUGAUUCUGAUGAUUCUGACUUGUCCGACUGAUGAUCUCUGUAAAGUAGAGAAUGAUCUCUGUGUCCUGCUGAUCCUCAGAGGUUGAAGCUGCAGCAGUUUGAGUCUAAAGAGACUCUGACUGGACCAUGAUGAUGACCUCUGACCUCCAAGAUUUUCCUCCUGUUUGUUUUCUCAUGUCUGUCAUUUAGUGUCUGAUAUUGUUUGUCUCUUUGGAUCAAUAAAGAUCCAAUUCAAACUGGGCUCCAUUUAGAGGCUUGAUGGAGUUUUGAUCUGAACUGGAUUCAACUGGAAAGUUGAUCUUUUUUUCUCUGAUUCAUUUUCAUCCUGGAACCAGAACUGGUCUGAGAAUGGAAACAUGGGAAUCAUUUCCAGUUCAGCUUUGAAGCCAUGAAAGACACUUCAACCCUCUUUUCUCUGCUGCUUCUUCCUUCUGUUGACAUGAAAAUGUUCCUCAAAGCUCCUCAGAGAAAAAGAUGCUUUACUGGAAACUGGAGAGAAACUUCAGCUUCCAUCACAGAAACCAGUUGAACCAGUUUAGAACUGGAUGUCCCACAGAAACUCUGAUCUUAGAGCAGUUUUUAGGAACAUCCAUCUUUUAUCUGAAAAAAAUAUAUAGAUAUAUAUAUUGUGAGGGAAAAAUUACAAUAAGGUCACAUCUGCUAGUCAUGUUAUAUGAAAUGCUUAUGAACUCUCACCAAAAUAACUAUUUGGGUUUCAUGUACAAGGUUGGAAGUUUGUUUUCCACAGCUGCCAUCCCAUAACCUUGCAUAAAACCCAUGUGUAGUUUUUGCUUGGCAGUGCUUUGCAUCCAGACUUGCUUCAUUACUGAUUGUCCUAUGAGCUCUCGCUAUAUUAUGCACAAUAUAUGAAUAAACCUGAUUGAGUGAUUUUACCUGAACAGUGCUUGGAAAUAGUAUAUUUCCAAGAAAAUAUAUAAAUAACUUUUGCAUCAUAGUCAUUGUUGGGAAAUUGAGUUUAUCAGAAAGUUAAUGUUUUCAUAUUAUUAUUCUUUUGUGUUUUUUACUAGGCUCCUUUUCUUUCAUGGUACUUUAUUAACUGUUUCAGGGUCUCUACUUUAGACUGUUGUAUCUCCAGGUUUCAACACUUGUCCAACAACCCCUGACCAAAAUCCCACUGAACUCCAGAAAAACACAACAUAUUUCUGACAUGAAUAUACAAAAACGCCAACCAAGUAAUGAAUGUAACAGGAUGGAUGAGAUCUUGUAACAAAGGAUUUUCCUCAUUGUUCUGAUGGAUGUUAUCGGUUUAAUUAACGGACUGCUUUGUUUUCUUGACAGAUGUAUAAUUUUUCUGAAUAAACCUGCAAAUAAAGAUAUUUAACAUCAUU
Messenger RNA from Gambusia affinis (western mosquitofish), 4489 nucleotides. RefSeq names its product NLR family CARD domain-containing protein 3-like. The transcript is spliced from 9 exons. The coding region runs from base 589 to 3171 and encodes 860 amino acids. The record is from RefSeq and is a predicted model, not a curated record. NCBI's taxonomy places the organism in Eukaryota, Metazoa, Chordata, Actinopteri, Cyprinodontiformes, Poeciliidae.